This is a messenger RNA of Camponotus floridanus (Florida carpenter ant), 3022 nucleotides long. RefSeq names its product mitogen-activated protein kinase kinase kinase 7. The record is from RefSeq and is a predicted model, not a curated record. The transcript has 9 exons. Bases 142 to 2004 code for a protein of 620 amino acids. Gene Ontology annotation, biological process: JNK cascade; protein phosphorylation; positive regulation of canonical NF-kappaB signal transduction. Gene Ontology annotation, molecular function: ATP binding; magnesium ion binding; MAP kinase kinase kinase activity. NCBI's taxonomy places the organism in Eukaryota, Metazoa, Arthropoda, Insecta, Hymenoptera, Formicidae.
AAUAGCAAUGUCCUUCGACUCGAUACUGGAAAAUGGCGAUCUGCGAGGUUGUUUGAAGCUUAAUUUCGAUAAACACACUCACGGACUCGCAACUCGUUGGUUAAAUGUGCCCUGAAAAUCAUGUGACCUGGACUGUGUGCGAUGGCGAGCAAAGAGAUAAUCGGCCAUCAGCAGCAGUUCGUUGAGGAAAUCGAUUAUAAUGAAAUCAAAACUGAGCAGGUAGUAGGCAAAGGUUCCUUUGGAGUCGUCUGGAAAGGACGGUGGAGAGGACAAGAUGUCGCUGUGAAACACAUAAAUUCGGAAGGAGAAAGAAAAGCCUUCACCGUGGAAGUUCGACAACUAUCCAGAGUUGCCCAUCCCAAUAUUGUUAAACUGUACGGUGCGUGUACCAAAAAUCCAGUAUGCUUGGUUAUGGAGUAUGCAGAAGGUGGAUCAUUGUAUAAUGUACUGCAUUGUAAUCCGCAACCGCAUUAUACUACUAGUCAUGCUAUGAGUUGGACUCUUCAGUGUGCACGCGGAGUUGCGUAUCUUCAUAAUAUGAAACCAAAACCAUUGAUACACAGAGAUCUAAAGCCACCUAAUCUGUUAUUAAUUAUGGGUGGACAGAUGCUUAAGAUCUGUGAUUUUGGCACAGCCUGUGAUUUACACACAUACAUGACUAAUAAUAAAGGGUCAGCCGCAUGGAUGGCACCAGAAGUAUUUGAAGGAUCUAAAUAUACGGAGAAGUGUGAUGUAUUUAGUUGGGGUAUUAUUUUGUGGGAAGUUUUAGCACGUCAAAAGCCCUUUGAUGACCUUGCGCCAUUGGGCGUUUCAGCCUUUAGGAUAAUGUGGGCUGUUCAUGUAGGACAAAGGCCUCCUUUAAUAGAAGGAUGCCCGAAACCAAUCGAAGAUCUUAUGACCAGAUGUUGGCAGAAAAUACCUGAGGAAAGACCUUCCAUGGACGAGGUAGUAAGGAUAAUGACCAAGCUAUCAGAAUUUUUCAAUCCCCAUUUAGAACCUAUUGAAUAUUCUUUAAGUAGCGAAGCUGAUAAUAUAGAUGAGAAUGAUGCAUCGAGGGAAGAUACAUUAGAUAUAGCCAGUACAUUAGAUUCUGGGAUGAAUGGUUCCGUUGCAAACGGUACUAUUUGUACAAUUCCAAAGCCCUUAGAAAAAGCUAACAAAUGCUCUAAUAUAGAGAAAUCAUUGCCUUUUGAAUUAUAUCACGCAACGCCAUUCGGCGACAUGCCGAAAAGUUUCUCGCCACGACCAAAUAAUUUAGAGUUUCGACGAGUGCCUGACGAGUGUCCGAUAUCGAAUAAUCAUUUUCCUGGGAAUGUGGAUAGUAAUUUAGAACACGCCAAAUCGUCGAUCUCGCAAAAUGCAGCAAUACCGACGGCAUACGAUGACAAGUUCGCCGCGCUACAACGCACAAAUUGCAAUUUUGCUCCGUUACAUGUGGAGUGCGAUCCGCACUCUUGGGAUUUACCGAGCUCUUCUGAAACAUCUUGGGAAAUUCCAAAUAAUAUGGCCGGAUUAGAUAAAGUGGUACAGAAAACGAAGAAAAAUAUUCAAAGUAGCAGCACUACGAGCGAAGAUUUGGGUAACGUCUGUCGCCUGUUGGACGCCGACCUGAGACCUCUUACGCCCGAUGACACGUGCAAACGUUCGCGAGAGAUCUUCGAGGAGCACAAGCAGAUAGCGCAGGAGUAUCUCAAGGUGCAAACGGAGAUAGCGUUGUUGAGCCAGCACAAGAACGAGAUGUUGAAGAAUUUGAGUCUCGACAGUCUUAGACAACAGCAGGAGUUGCGAGAGCUCGAAGAUGAAAAGGAGUCAUUGCUGAAACUAUGUUACAACCUACAGCGGCAAUUGGAGAUCAUGAAGGAUCAGAGGAUCAAGGGAGCGUUGACGAAUGCCGCCGCUGCCGCCGCCGCUGCUGCCGCUGCCGCGCCAACGAUAGGACCCGCCGUUUCCGGAAACAACGGUUGGGUGGUGGUACCGCGUCCAGACCCGUCGAGGCUCUCCUGAGGUUUCACGUGUAUCCAAGGGUCUCGACAAGAAUGUACUUACAUGUCAUGUUCUGCGAUCGGCCGGCAAUGCGUGACACGAAUGGAAUCAUACACAUUGUAAUUCCAAUUCAAUCUUACGCGAAUACAAAUCGCGUCGCUUACUACCGAUAAAGUCAUGGCUACGCGAAUCUGUAUGAUUAUCUAGCGAAAAGCGAUCUGACUUUGUCACUGGACUGGGUAUCCAGACACGACGAAUGGAGACUGUGUAAUUGACUUCCGAUCUUGCAUGGUACAUCUGAAGGCGUGGUAUCAGAUACACAUUUAUAAUAUUCAGGUACGGCUUUCAUUAGAUUUUUGUUACAGAAUUUCACACUCACAUCUUUUUUUUUUUGUCAUCUUGCCAAUGCGCGUUCCCCUCGCGAUGCGAGAUUGAUUAAUACGACAGCAGGGUUUUUCAGCAUAGGGUUUUCCUAUAACUGGUAACAAUAUCUUUGAAAAUGUGUAAUGGAAGAUUAUUCUCGAUUUCGAAAGUUUUGGAAAUAUCUUUGAUAAUAAACCUUGCAAUCUAGUCGCUUUGACAAUAAUAUAAUUUGUCAAACUCUUUGUUUAUAUUUGACGUAUAAAGAAUGCUAUAUAAUUUUUAUUAAAAUUUUUAUUCAAACUAUCAUAUUGCCUAUCGGUCGAAAGCGUUUUAUGCAUUUUCUCGAUUUGAUAUAAUAAAACGUAUUGAAUGCACAAAAAGAAUAUUGCAAAUCGAACAAUGAUCAAUGAAUAUGGAUGCGCAAUCAUUUAGAUUAUAUUUCAAUUUUAUUUCUAUAUAUGAUAUAUGUGGUACAUAUAUAUUCGAUUGAAUUGAUCGUGUAUCAGAGAUAUAAUCUGUAUACGACUAUGGAGUUAUUACUUUUAGCCAAUCGUGUUGCAAGAAACGGAUUAAAAUUCGUUUUUCUUAUCGCUUUGUGCGACUUUUUUUCUAUUUUUUUUUCUUGUGAAUAACUGCUUUAUAUUUCAUUGAAAUGCGAGAUUAACAUUUUUCGCAA